AUGAAAUCGUCUUUCUACACCGGUGUUGUUGCUGCUACCAGCAUUGUUCAAGCCAAUCCAGUUUCUAAGCGUGCUGUUACUGAUGCUGAAAUCCUCAACUAUGCUCUGACCCUCGAGCACCUUGAAGCAACUUUCUACGCUCAGGGUCUCCAAAACUACUCGCAGGCUGACUUCGUCAGCGCUGGAUACGCUGACCCGUUCUACGACAACCUUUUGAGAGUUGCCUCUGACGAAAAAGAGCAUGUCAGUUUUCUGACCAGCGCUCUUCAGGCCGCUGGUGCUCCCGCUACUGCUGAAUGCACUUAUGCUUUCCCGGCCACCGAUGUCGACAGCUUCGUGGUACUUGCCAACGUCCUCGAGGGCGUUGGUGUCAGCGCCUACCUCGGAGCUGCUGCGUCAAUUGCAAACAAGGAGUACCUUACUGAUGCGGGCUCUAUCUUAACUGUUGAGGCCCGACACAGCUCUUACCUCCGCGCUGCUGCUGGCGAGGUUCCCUUCCCCCAGCCUUUCGACAACCCUCUCGACUUUGAUGAAGUCUACACUGUCGCUUCUCCGUUUAUUGUCUCUUGCCCAAGCAGCAAUCCUGCUCUGCCGGUCAAGGCAUUCCCUUCUUUGACCAGUACUACCAGUGGUACCCUUUUGGCAGGCUCCCAGGUCACCCUCGCCACCGGAAAGGGGUUCACUGCUAGCGGACCUGUCCAUGCCGCUUUCAUCACCGUAACUGGUCCCAUCUGGGCUACUGUCACUCCUUCUGACGGAAGCUAUACCGUUACUAUCCCAGACGGUGUUAAUGGUCAGAGCUAUGUCGUCCUCACCUCGUCAAAUAAUAGCGUCUCGGACGAUGACAUCAUUGCCGGGCCUGCAAUUCUCGAAAUUGGUGCCAAGAACGGCCGCCUGUCCACUGACUGCGCUGGUGGCAACAACUCUACCACUACUGCCAAUGCUUCCACUGAAUCUGCUGAAAAGCCUUCAGGCGCCCCUGCGACCGAACAACCCAGCUCAAGCCCCGCUGCCCCUAGCGCCGGCGCCUUCUUCACCGGCGCCGCCUCGAGCAUCAAGCCUGCAGUUAGCCUGUUUUCUGUUGUGAUUGGUCUCAUGGCUCUGCUCUAA
Penicillium brevicompactum is the source of this 1110-nucleotide messenger RNA. Its product is annotated as ferritin-like domain-containing protein. The record is from RefSeq and is a predicted model, not a curated record. NCBI's taxonomy places the organism in Eukaryota, Fungi, Ascomycota, Eurotiomycetes, Eurotiales, Aspergillaceae. The transcript is spliced from 3 exons. The coding region runs from base 1 to 1110 and encodes 369 amino acids.